GCCGGGACGGCGAGCCCCGCUCCUCCGCGCUUGGCAGUGCCCCAGCCCGUUCUCCUCUCCCCCGGCGGCCGGCGACAGCAUGCUUUGGGUCAGCGAGGGAGCCACCGCCAACUGGUCCCGAGGGGCCGGAGAGCAGUUCGCCCCGGCCCAGGCGUGCGUCGGCUAAGCGCUCUCGGGAGGCAGCGGACUUCCCCCCACCGCCGCGUUCCCUCAGACAUGCUUGCUGCUGACCCAGGCCGCUUGGCCCCCCGCGAAUAAGGAGGCUCCUCUUCGGCCGGCGAGCGCCCUUCCGUCCUUCCCGCGGGACUCUGCAGGGGGGAAGCCCCGGGCCGUCUGCCGCUGCUCCCCCCGUUCCUUCAGGCCCGGCCCAUGUCCCAGCAGCAGCAGCAGCAGCAGCAGCAGCAGCAGCAGCAGCAGCAGCCAUGAGUGCCGGCUGCGAGUCCAGCCAGAACAGCGGGGACGGUAGAAGCAGCAGCAGCAGCUCUGGGGCCCCCAGGAGGACCCGGGCCCCCCGAGGGAGCGAGGCCCAGGGCCAGGCCACCGACGACAUGGACGUCAACAGCAACGGCUCCAGCGGCAACGAGUCUCACGGCGAUUCCCACAGCAGCUCCCGCAGCAGCGGCAACGGCAAGGAUUCGGCUCUCUUGGAGACCACCGAAAGCAACAAGAGCUCCAACUCGCAAAGCCCAUCUCCUCCCAGCAGCUCCAUUGCCUACAGCCUUCUCAGCGCCAGCUCAGAACAGGACAACCCAUCCACCAGCGGCUGCAGCAGCGAGCAGUCGGCACGCGUGAAGACGCAGAAAGAGCUGAUGAAGGCCCUGAAGGAGAUGAAGAUCCGGCUGCCCUCCGAGAAGCGCAGCAAGGGGAAGUCGGGGACCCUGGCCACCCUCCAGUACGCCCUCUCCUGCGUGAAACAAGUCCAAGCAAGCCAAGAUUAUUAUCAGCAGUGGGCCAUUGACGACAGCCAGCCCUGCGGCCUGGAUCUGUCCACGUACACCAUUGAGGAGCUGGAGAACAUCAUGUCUGAGUACACACUCAAAAACCCUGAUACGUUCACGGCAGCCGUCUCCUUCACCACGGGCAAAAUCGUCUACAUCUCGGACCAGGCCGCCUUCAUUCUGCGCUGCAAGAAAGAAGUCUUCAAGGGGGCUAAGUUUGCAGAAUUCCUGGCACCUCAAGAUGUCAGCAUCUUCUACGGAUCCACAGCACCGUACCAUUUGCCCUCCUGGAGUGCCUGCCCCUCUGCCACUGCCAUGGAUUACACCCAAGAGAAAUCUGUCUUCUGCCGCAUCAGCGGAGGCCACGCGGGAGGACGCGAGCUGCGCUACUACCCCUUCCGGCUGACCCCUUAUCUGACCAAAGUGCGGGAUUCCGACCGUGCGGAGGGACAGCCCUGCUGCCUGCUCAUCGCCGAGCGCAUCCACUCGGGCUACGAAGCCCCCAGAAUUCCUCCUGAUAAAAGAAUCUUCACCACCAGGCACACCCCCAGCUGCUUGUUCCAGGAUGUGGACGAGCGAGCUGCUCCCCUGCUUGGCUACCUCCCCCAGGACUUGGUGGGGACCCCUGUCCUUUUCUACCUGCACCCUGAGGACAGGCCCCUCAUGCUGGCCAUGCACAAGAAGAUCCUGCAGUAUGCCGGCCAGCCCUUCGACCACUCGCCCAUCCGCUUCUGUGCUCGCAACGGCGAAUACGUCACCAUCGACACCAGCUGGUCCAGCUUCGUCAAUCCCUGGAGCCGCAAAGUCUCCUUCAUCAUGGGGAGGCACAAAGUGCGGACGGGCCCCCUCAAUGAGGACGUCUUCACCGCCCCCAAAUCGCCGAAGGCCAAGGCCCUGGAGCUGGACAUCCAGGAGCUUUCUGAGCAGAUCCACCGGCUCCUGCUGCAGCCGGUGCACAGCAGCGGAGCCCCGGGCCUUUGCAGCAGCACCUCCCACGAGCAGUUCCUGAGCAUCGCCUCCUCCAGCGACAGCAACGGCUUCCCUCCCGAGGAGGCCCAGGCUCUCCGGCCGAUGACCUUCCAGGAGAUCUGCAAGGACGUCCACAUGGUGAAGAACCAGGGCCAGCAGGUCUUCAUCGAGUCCCGGGUCAAGCCUCUGCCCAUCAAGCCCUCCCGGCCAGCCCUGGAUCCGCCCGUCAGCCGCACCGGGCAGGCGAAGGAGGCCCUGAGGGACGCGGAGAAGAGGCCAGGCAAGGCGGCCGCAUCCGAGGAGUCUGUGAGGAAGGAGCCGUCAAACUACUCUUACCAGCAGAUCAACUGCCUGGACGGCAUCAUCCGGUAUCUGGAAAGCUGCAACGUCCCGAGCCGGGUGAAGCGCAAGUGCUGUUCCUCCUUGUAUACCACCUCCUCCAAUUCGGACGACGACAAGCAGAAAGCGCGCAACCAGGUGGCUUCUCAGAGCAAAGAUGCGCCCAAGGAAAUGCUGCCGGCCUCAAAGAGCCAGGCCAAGAGGGAAGAGCCUGGGACGGCAGCAGCUGCCGUGGUGAGAGGCCCUCUCACCCCGCUGGCCUUGCCUAGCAAAGCCGAGAGCGUGGUCUCGGUGACCAGCCAGUGCAGCUUCAGCAGUACCAUCGUCCACGUGGGAGACAAGAAGCCCCCGGAGUCGGAUAUCGUCAUGAUGGAAGAGGCCGCGCCCAGUGUGACCCCCCCCGCCCCUCCCCCCAGUGCGACCCCCGACCGGGAGCAGCAGUACCGCAAGGUGGGCCUGACCAAGGAGGUCCUUUCCGUCCACACCCAGAAGGAGGAGCAUUCCUUCCUCACCCGCUUCAAGGACCUCAGCCAGCUGCACGUCUUCAGCUCUCCCGCAGGGCUGAGCUGGCAGGAGCUGCACCACCCCCUGGGGGCCCACGACGAGCGGGGACACAGGGGCCCACGCCAGGGGCCCCGUGGGCCAAGUUGCCGGGGGCGGAGCAGGUGGUCCAAGGCCAAGCGCAUCAAGCAGAACAAGUCGUCGGACAGCACGAGCUCCCCGCCGAACUCUGCCUCCCCGCCGCAGCCCCCCUGCCCCCAGGGCGCCUCCCCAUGGCCCCCCUUGGGCCCUUCCCAGCCCAGCCUCCCAAACAUGUCCUACCCGGCCGUGAUGCCCACUUACCCGAUCCCCGUCUUUCCCUCUCGCCCCCCGGCGCCCCCGGCCGCUGAGCCCUCGCAGAACCCCUUGCCCGCCUCUCAGUUCCCUGCCCCUCUCAUCACCCCCAUUGUGGCCUUGGUCCUGCCCAACUACGUCUUCCCCCAGAUGAACGGCCCCCUCCCCCAGUCUUACUUUCCCGGCGGACCCGUUUUCCCCUUUGGCCCACCGCCCCAGCCGGGGGGCAUGCUGGCCCCCGGGCCCGAAGCUGGCCCGCAGGUCCCCUCCCGGUCCUCCACCCCGCACUCGAUGAGCCAGCCGGAGCGGGCCGAUUCCCCGCUCUUCGAGUCGCGCUGCAGCUCCCCGCUGCAGCUGAACCUGCUGCAGAUGGAGGAGAUGCCGAAGCCUUGUGACCUCCAAGAGGCAGGCCUGAGCGGUCAAGCGGGACCAGCUGGCACCUCUGCAGACUGGGCCGGAGUGACCGGCGGGCAGGGGCUGGCGAACGAGCUCUGCCCUCCGAAGGAAGCCUGCAUGGCAGAAGCCCACGAUUCCUCGAACAACGAUGCUUUGUCCAGUUCCAGCGACCUCUUGGACCUCCUCCUGCAGGAGGACUCGCGUUCGGGCACGGGGUCGGCCGCCUCGGGGUCCAUGGGCUCGGGCUCCAACGGGGAGAGCACCUCUGCCAGCGGUACCACAAGCAGCAAGAGCAGCAACACCAGCAAAUACUUCGGCAGCGUCGACUCGUCCGAGAACGACCUGCGGGGCAAGAAGCGCUCCGAGGCGGAGGACAACGAGCACUUCAUCAAGUACGUCCUCCAAGACCCCAUCUGGCUGCUGAUGGCCGACGCCGACGACAAGGUCAUGAUGACCUACCAGCUCCCGGCCAGGGAUGCGGAGACCGUCCUGCGGGGGGAUCGGGAGAAGCUGAGGCAGCUGCAGAAGCAGCAGCCCCGAUUCACGGAGGAGCAGAGGAAGGAGCUGGCCGAGGUGCACGCCUGGGUCCAGAGGGGGGUCUUGCCCAAAGCCAUCAACGUCACGGCCUGUGUGGAGUGCGAGAGCAAUGUUGCCUCUCGGGUACCCCCUCUGUACGACGUCGAGAUCCAGGACAUGGACCUCACCGGCAUGCUGGAGCCGAUGGAGGAGGGCAGCAGAGGAGGACCACGCUCCUUACCCCUGGAAAUGGCCAUGGAGGAGGAGGAGGCCGGGGAGAGCAGGGACCAGCCGCCUCGGACAGAAGCAGUGGCGGGGGAGGCAAGCUAAGCCUCCAAGCGGUACCUCUAGACCCCUUCGGGAUGGCUUUGGCUUGCCCGGAACGAGGAGACAGGCUGCUGAGCAGCAGGACUCG
Messenger RNA from Candoia aspera, 4407 nucleotides. It is a transcript of the gene PER1, whose product is annotated as period circadian regulator 1. Bases 423 to 4322 code for a protein of 1299 amino acids. Gene Ontology annotation, molecular function: transcription cis-regulatory region binding; transcription corepressor binding. Gene Ontology annotation, cellular component: cytoplasm; nucleus. Gene Ontology annotation, biological process: entrainment of circadian clock by photoperiod; negative regulation of transcription by RNA polymerase II; circadian regulation of gene expression. The transcript is spliced from 23 exons. Lineage: Eukaryota; Metazoa; Chordata; Lepidosauria; Squamata; Candoiidae. The record is from RefSeq and is a predicted model, not a curated record.